UGGGCCAAGUUUAACAAAUCCUCAAUCUAAUUAAAGGCAAAUUCAUGCUUCGGGCUUCUGAUAAACCAGCACCAAAAAGAGGAGGCCUAGUAACAGAUUCGCAGCCCAUAGCCCAUCUCGAUCUUAUAACUGGCCCAUAUACCAUUAUAGCAGGCCCAACAAUGGCAAGCAGAUUACAUGCCGUGUUUGUCGGUAUUCUGUAGCCACCACCUGUUGUCGUUCGCAAUUCUCAAGAACCCAAGAAAUCAUAAAAAGACAAAAAGAAGUCACAGUUCUUAGGGUUUAUUAAAGGGUUUUGAGCUUCACAGAAAGAACUCCACGAUUUCAGUAUAACACAUUUUCUGCUACAAGUUUCGGUUACAAGAUGGCUGGAUUCAGUAGCCUUGCACCUAAGACCAAGAAUCUGGUAGUUGCUGGAGGCUUGUCAGCAUUUGUUUUUGGGGUUUAUUUCUACACCAUGAGAGCUGUUGGAGGGACAGACGAACUUCAGACUGCUAUUGAUAAGUUUGAACAGCAGAAAAGCAAGGAAGAGUCUGAGGCAACCAUCCCAUCUAAGGCUUGACCAUAUGAUGCAUGGUGUAAUAAUGUGAUCAGAAACAAGAGAGUGGUUAAUUUGUGAAUGUGCUGUUUCUACUUUUGAUUUUGCACUUUUACUGUACUUGAUAGGCAUUAGAGUCUGAGGCAACCAUCCCAUCUAAGGGUUGACCAUAUGAUCCUUGGUGUAAUAAUGUGAUCAGAAACAAGAGAAUGGUUAAUUUGUGAAUGUGCUGUUUCUACU
Messenger RNA from Populus nigra (black poplar), 778 nucleotides. RefSeq lists its product as uncharacterized. The record is from RefSeq and is a predicted model, not a curated record. Bases 365 to 562 code for a protein of 65 amino acids. Lineage: Eukaryota; Viridiplantae; Streptophyta; Magnoliopsida; Malpighiales; Salicaceae. The transcript has 2 exons.